Messenger RNA from Vombatus ursinus (common wombat), 3162 nucleotides. It is a transcript of the gene NEURL1, whose product is annotated as neuralized E3 ubiquitin protein ligase 1. The coding region runs from base 171 to 1862 and encodes 563 amino acids. Gene Ontology annotation, cellular component: postsynaptic density; plasma membrane. The record is from RefSeq and is a predicted model, not a curated record. Gene Ontology annotation, biological process: nervous system development; negative regulation of Notch signaling pathway. Lineage: Eukaryota; Metazoa; Chordata; Mammalia; Diprotodontia; Vombatidae. The transcript has 6 exons. Gene Ontology annotation, molecular function: ubiquitin protein ligase activity.
GUGUGUGUGUGUGUGUGUGUGAGCAGGCACUAAGCUGUGCAGGCUGUGAGUCUGCGUGUGUGCGAGAGCGAUGCCAGCUGCCGGUCAUGCCUGCCCCUAGGGAGGUCCCUACCAGCACCAACCCUCUGUGACAGAGGCCCCGAGGUGGCAGUGCCCACACCCUGCCUGCCAUGGGGGGACAGAUCACCCGGACCACCCUCUAUGAUUCUAUCGGCGGCCCCUUCCCUGCCUCCUCUCACCGAUGUCACCACAAACAGAAGCACUGUCAGCCAGCGCCCCAAGGCGGGAGCCUUCCGGCCACACCACUCCUCUUCCAUCCACACACCAAGGGCUCCCAGAUCCUGAUGGACCUCAGCCACAAGGCUGUCAAGCGGCAGGCUAGCUUCUGUAAUGCCAUCACCUUCAGCAACCGGCCCGUCCUCAUCUAUGAGCAAGUCAGGCUAAAGAUCACCAAGAAGCAAUGCUGCUGGAGUGGAGCCCUUCGGCUGGGAUUCACAUGCAAGGAUCCAUCCCGAAUUAACCCUGACACGUUGCCCAAGUAUGCCUGUCCUGACCUUGUAUCCCAGAGUGGCUUCUGGGCCAAGGCGUUACCUGAGGAAUAUGCUAAUGAGGGUAACAUCAUUGCCUUCUGGGUGGACAAGAAGGGCCGUGUAUUCUACCGGGUCAACGACUCUGCCGCCAUGCUGUUCUUCAGUGGUGUCCGAACUGCUGAUCCCCUGUGGGCCCUGGUUGAUGUCUAUGGCCUCACAAGAGGUGUCCAGCUGCUUGAGAGCGAGAUUGUCCCCCCAGACUGCCUCCGUCCCCGGUCCUUCACUGCCAUCCGAAGGCCCUCGCUGCGGAGAGACCCUGAGGACACGCGCCUCUCUGUCAGCCUGUGCGACCUCAACGUGCAGGAUGGGAGCUUCCAGGCCGCGGCCAUGGCGGCGUCGGCCUGUUCCAUCCCUCAGAACUCCCUCAACUCUCAGAACUGCCACUCAUUGCCCCCACAGCUAGAGAGGGACCUUCGCUUCCACCAGCUGCGAGGCGCUCACAUCAAGAUCCUGGAUGAGCAGACCGUGGCCCGGCUGGAGCACGCCCGCGAGGAGCGGACAUUGGUCUUCACUAGUCGGCCUCUGCGUGUGGGGGAGACCAUCUUUGUCAAGGUCAACAAAUCCAAUACCUCCCGCCCCGGAACCCUGUCCUACGGUGUCACAACCUGUGAUCCUGGGACUCUGCGUCCCAGUGACCUUCCCUAUAACCCAGAGGCCUUGGUGGACAGGAAGGAGUUCUGGGCCGUGUGCCGGGUCCCAGGGCCCCUCCAUAGUGGUGACAUCCUGGGCUUUAUGGUGACUGCUGAUGGGGAGCUGCACCUGAGCCACAAUGGGGCAGCCGCUGGCAUGCAACUCUGUGUAGACGUUUCCCAGCCCCUCUGGAUGCUCUUCAACCUGCAUGGGGCCAUCACACAGAUCCGCGUCCUUGGCUCCACCAUCCUGGCUGAGCGAGGUGUCCCAUCUCUCCCGAGCUCCCCAGCAUCUUCACCCACUUCUCCUACUGGUCUGUGCAGUCGGCUCUCUGACCCUCUGCUGAGUGCAUGUAGCUCUGGACCCCCAGGCAGUUCUCUCAGUGGCACAGCCCCCAACUCUCCUGUAAGCCUGCCUGAGUCACCUCUGUCACCAGGCCCCGGGCUGGGGCCGGGGCCAGGGCCGUGGAGCGAUGAGUGUACCAUCUGUUAUGAGAACACAGUGGACACGGUCAUCUACACCUGCGGUCACAUGUGCCUGUGCUACUCCUGUGGCCUGCGCCUGAAGAAGACUGUCCACGCUUGCUGUCCCAUCUGCCGUCGAGUCAUCAAAGACAUCAUUAAGACCUACCGGAGCACCUAGAUCUGGUGCUGCCCCCGCUGCUCCCCCACCCCCACCCUGCCCAUGGUGGGACUCUAGCCAUCAGGAGGCCAACUCCAUCCCUACCAGAGGGCUAGCAAACAGGGACCCCUUUUUCUCUCCUUUUUGGAAACUUGUUUUCCCUUCCUCCAUUAAAAAAGCAAAGCAAAGGCUCACCGGGGGCUUUAGGGCAUAUGGGGUAGAAAGGUAGCCCCUCCAGGUGACCUCAUUGGCUACUAUCUCUGGAAUCCGUGAGAAGACAGACCUGUGCUUUGGACCCUAAUUCAUCUGGGGAUGCCCUGACUCAGCAAAAGCCUGGGCCCCUGCCUGGUGAUUUCUAGAGAAGGGGAGGGACAGGGCAAAUCCAGGGUUUGGAGAAACCAGGAAUAUCUCUCCUUGUUCCCACCCUCAUAAGCCAUGUCUGACCAGGCCUCUGGGGAGGAGUGUAAUGAGAGCCAGCACCUCCCACCCCAGAGUGCACCUGACUAGUCUGACCCCUUUAAAAAAAGCCUCUCCUGUUUUCUCUUUCUGAUUUUCUUUCCUCUCUUAUCUCUGCACUGUUUUCUUCCUCUCCUGCCAUCUCUUCUCUCUCCCUUCCUCUCAUUCUGUCUCUCUCUUCCCUUUCACAGAUUGUCAGUGUUUGACUGAAGGAUUUGGAGCUUUUUGGAAAGGAACUGCCCUGUCCAUUUUCCUCAGCUUCCCCUUCAGCUAGAGGGCAACUGGGUGGUACAGUGGAUAGAUUGUUGAGGGUGGAGUCAGGAAGACCAGAUUUCAAAUCCUCCCUCACUCUCCCUAGUUGCGUGACCCAGGGCAUGUCAUUUAACCUUUUUUUGGCCUCAGUUUACUCAUCUGUAAAAUGAGGGAGUUAACCUCACCAGCCUUCAGGGAUCCUUCCAACUUUAGAUUUCUGAUCCUAUGACCUACAGGAAGAAAGGAUAUCUGCCUUCUGAACUUUUCCCCUUCUCUUCCUUUAUGAUGAAACUCACAUCUCAGGCUGCCCCUCAGGUACGUGUGGAAUUGUGAUUUGACUGCAGUGAGGAAUAACUACAGAGAGGCCCAUUCAGAUUGGAUACCACCUCCUUUUGACUUUUGAGAAGUGGGUUUUAGUGACUCUUGACUUCUCCCAGGUCCCUGUGACCAUGGGGAGAGGUCUUGCUUUGCAGUUGGCCUCCUAAGACACAAAUCAUCUCACCCUGCAUUCAUCCCAGGCCCCCAACCAGGGUCAGGGGCAGGGGAUGCUUCUCCCCAGCUCUCCCCACCCCCACUCCCUCAGGCAUCCUCCUCCCAUCAUCUCAGUGCCGGG